GUACUCUGAGCAUCAGACUUGAAGUCUAAAAACACUUUCAGUGGUUUAAAAGGCUAGAAACGCGCCAUGUUACAAUUUUAAAGAAGCAUAAUCGUGAGGAAACUAACCUCUAACGGGGAAUUCCACUCUGCACGAUAACAAUUAUUUCCGAUAAAUCUAGCCAAUUGAUACGGAUCCCAGAAAAGAGCCGGAAAUCCCAUGUCUAUGAUCAACCGAACAGAAGCAAAGUUCCCUGUGUUUCAUUGCGGAGCUAAGGUGGUGCCAGGUCUCUGGCGUUGUUUGCACAACUACUAUCGUGACAGCGGAAUAAGUGGGUCGUGCUGAAAACUCUUGAUCACUCGGAGUAGACAUGCAGCUUUACCAUCGCGCUCCAUUAUAAAGAUGUGAUUGAUUGCCCAAGAGGACAGGGACUUAAACACAGAGCUAUCGACACACUGAGCCCCGGUAAUCACUUGACAUGUCAGGAAAUAAGCUCUUCGGUAAGGUGCGGUCCGCCUUCAGGAGGGAUCGCAGCGACUGGAGCCUGAGCGACUCGGCUCCCUUUGACUUCUCCGACGAGCUGGUGGAAGAUGACGAGGCCCCCAAGUUCAACAAGCUGAAGGUGGUCGUCUCCGGAGAGAUGUCCGACUACUCGGCCGGGGCUCCGUCCAACGGGGUGGCGGUGAGCACCGUGGUGGUCCCGCCCGGUGGUGGAGGAGAUGAAGAAGAUGAUGAUGACUCCCUGCUGGACUCCUCGUCCACUCUGGGCAGCCCUGGUUUGAACAUGGACCCAUGUGACAACUGCAACAAGAAGAGAGAGAGGAUCAGACACAGGAGGGUGAUGAAGAGGCUCAUCAUUGCAGCUAUACUGUACUUCCUGUUCAUGACGGGGGAAAUUAUAGGUGGUUACGUGUCGAACAGUUUAGCAAUAAUGACUGAUGCUGUGCACAUGCUAGCAGAUGUGGUUGGUAUCUUGUUUUCUCUGCUGGCCCUGUGGCUCUCCACCAAGCCGCCCACCAAGAGAUUCACCUUUGGACUACAUCGCCUUGAGGUGGUGUCGGCGGUCCUAAGUGUGCUGCUCAUCUACAUCCUGACGGGCAUCCUGCUGUACGAGGCCGUCCUGAGGACUGUGCAUCAGGACUUUGACAUUGACGGGGAUGUCAUGCUCAUCACUGCAGCUGUAGGGGUGGCGGUUAAUCUUAUAAUGGGUUUUCUGUUAAACCAAGGCGGCCACCUUCACUCUCAUGGCCACGGUCAUGGUCACGGUCAUUCCCACGGUCCGGCUGCCCCCUCAGGUUCACACUCGGCCGGGUCGGGUCAGCAGAGGCCCAGCGGCAGCCUCGCCGUUAGAGCGGCCUUCAUCCACGCUUUGGGAGAUCUCCUCCAGAGCGUCGGCGUGCUCAUAGCUGCUUAUAUCGUCCGCUUCAAGCCCGAGCUGAAGCUGGCGGACCCCAUCUGCACCUACAUCUUCUCAGUUCUGGUCCUCUUCACCACAGUCCGCAUCAUCCGAGACACGAUAGUCAUUGUACUGGAAGGUGUUCCCAGACAUUUGGACACUCAGCGAAUCAAAGAGGACCUCCUGCAGCUGGACGACGUCCAGUCUGUCGACGAGCUGAAUGUCUGGGCUCUGACGGCUGACAAGACCGCAGCGGUGGUGCACUUGCAGCUGACUCCCUCUAGUGCCAACAACUGGGAAGACGUCCAGGCCAAGGCACGCCACCUGCUGCUUCACACCUAUGGCCUCACCAGAUGCACGGUGCAGGUCCAGACUCACAGACAGAGGACAGUACGCAGCUGUGCACAGUGUCAGCAGCCCAGCGUCUGAGAGUCUCUGUUUCAUUGACACACGCGAUCCGUUCCAGUGGAGGCAGGGAUGAGCUCACACGGAGGGGCUGGGAUGUCUCUGCGCUGCUCGGUGGCAUUGCAAGAGCUGAAGUAUUGAGAAUUGGACGGGAAAAAAUGGCGGUGCCCAAGUGCAGUCAGUGGAACGACAACGGAUGCACAUUUCUAAUUGGAGGAGAACUGCAGCCUCAGGGGGACCUGAUGCCCUGUGCUUGUAUUGCUCUCAUUGGGUGGAAAAUGAUCUCUUAUGCUGAGAAUAAUCUGAAAACUUGACCUUAAUUCACCAUUAAAGCCUACUGCAACAGGUAUUUUUUAUUUGUAUUAAAUAAUUUUGCUUUGUUUCAAAUGAUGUUUAGUUGUUAAAAGGUGUUUCUUUAUUCUAAUGUGUUGAAGCUGGAGGCUAUGAUUUUAAUAUAUUAGUGGAAAUCAGCAAUUUUGAUUUGAUUUUGGCCUCCCUGCAUGUAAGCUAAACCUUUUCAUGGGUUAUGAGACUUAUGGAUCAGCCCCUCACUUUUUUAGUAUUUCUAUUUUGUAAACAUUACACCUCAUCAAAUGUGUCCACCUGAAGUCUGUUACCAGGCAAAUUUCUGUCUCUGUUAAGAAAAUCAAUGGUGAAUAUUCCAAAUAUUUCAAAAGUAACAUCAUUGUUGCUCCACUUGCACAAUGUAAUAAUUUACUAACUAUACAGAAUUAAGAAACAGAGUGCUAACGAUCAAUAAGACUGAUAUCAUUGACAGACAGCAUGAGGAUAUAAGUGCAGAUCAGUUUUAGUGUUCAGAGCACAAGCAAUGACAUGAACUGAAUUUGCCAUUUAUGGCGUUUUCUGAAGAGUUAAGACAAUGUAAAAGGGGGAAACCUAAAUCUCCACUCCCUGCAAAAAUAGUAUGAAAAACUGGACCACAGUUUUGGUUUAAUAAAGUUUUCAGUUGUG
This is a messenger RNA of Gambusia affinis (western mosquitofish), 2752 nucleotides long. RefSeq names its product solute carrier family 30 member 4 (gene slc30a4). The transcript is spliced from 8 exons. The record is from RefSeq and is a predicted model, not a curated record. Gene Ontology annotation, cellular component: plasma membrane. Gene Ontology annotation, molecular function: zinc ion transmembrane transporter activity. The coding region runs from base 458 to 1804 and encodes 448 amino acids. Gene Ontology annotation, biological process: zinc ion transmembrane transport; response to zinc ion. NCBI's taxonomy places the organism in Eukaryota, Metazoa, Chordata, Actinopteri, Cyprinodontiformes, Poeciliidae.